GAUUAAAAAGAAGCAUGUCUAUUAGUCGGAAGAACUGGUCAGCUUUAUCCUCGCUGGCACGGAUGUGGUCCACUGAGGAUGAGGAGGAAUUUGAAAGAGAGAAAAGGAGGAAGACGAGAGAACCUAGCACCUCCAUGGAGCCAGAUGACCAAUCGCGUAAUGCUCUAGGACGAGUCAAUGAGUCACAGGAGAGCAGCAAUCAGGAAGAGAGCGAGGGUGGGGGUCUGGCCCAGCUGCAGAUGGAUUUUGUGGAGAUGUUGCGAGUUCGUGAUGAGAGAAGGAGGAUGAGACAUGUGGAGACACUUAGGAGACAGAAGGAGGCGGAGGAAGAGUUAGAGGGGGGAGUGGGAAACAGGUCUGCUGAACCACGGGUAGAGCGACUGGGUAACCUAGAAAAGGGACAACAACAGAGGAAGGAAACAAAGCAGGUGGCGGAGCCCAAACCGAAGGAGGAGCCCAAACAGAAGGGAGAGCUAAAACAGAAGGAGGUGCCAAAACAGAAGGAGGAGCCAGUGGCAGCGUCAGAGGGAGAGAGUCAGAAGGAGAGUAGCAGUACAGAAUCGGACAGAGAAUCAGUUUCUUCUUCAUCCUCACAAGCACGCCGAAAGUUUGUGAGCUCUGUCUCCAUGUCGUUUGAUAAGAGCCCGACGUCACCCACAGCACACAGCAGACUGACAUCACCCCUGAGUCCCAGGUCUCCGGUCUUUCACGACUCAGCCUAUGAUCCCCCACAGAGAUCCUUCAAGCGUGUCCAGAGCCCCACCCAAAACGGAGAGUCUCAGAAUAUUGAGAACGGUUCCGUGGGUGGGGAGGAGGCAGCAGGGAGAGCACCUUUCCUGCGCCAGAGCUCUCGAACAGCGUCCUUCAGGAUGCUGAGGAAGAAAGAAGAGGAGACUGCGCCUUUUCAGAGGAGUGCAAGUGUUCGACUGACAUCAAAGAAGUUUGAGGCUGAUAAGGAUUCUAACCAGGAAGAGGAGCAGCAGUCUGCUUUCCAGAGAAACUCCAGACAGAGAAUAUCAUCCCGUUCCAUUAAAGAGAAGAUGGAGAAACUGGCCCAGGCCUCACAGAAAUGGGAGAUGGCAAAAUCACCUGCUUCGCUCCAAAGGACCCUGUGCUUGGUGGAUGAGGUGUCAAGGAAGAGGGAGAUAUUUGAGAAAGAACAGACAGCCUCUGAGGGGAGCCCAGGUUCCCCCAAACUGGAUUACCACAGCUUCUCAGCCGGGAUCUCUGAAAGGCUUAAUCGCUUUGUUCAGAAGAAAGGCAUGCCUGGAACAUCUUCCCUCAUGCCUGUUGACCUGAGACAUGUGGAUAUCUCUAGUAAGAGGAGUUUGUUUGAGAAGGGGAAUGCUGAGGAGGACCCCCAUUCUCCACACAAAUGAGACGACCUCCCUGACCCUAAAGCCUUUAGAUGUUGUGGAGAGUGAGAUGACUGGCAGAACUCUCUCAAAAGACAACAGCACUGAUUGUCUCUAAACAUUCCUCUUUUUAUUCUGAUGAUAUCUUUGAGAAGUACUUUCAUUAGCAGUCAAGGCCUUGGAUCUAUUCUCGUUCACUCAGUUUUCAUCAUUUAAAUAGGAAAAUAAUGUUUGAUGACCACACUUCCCAAAUUUCAUGUAAUAUUUAAUAACCUUUAGGUAUCAUGCAGGUCAGGGAUGUAGGGUCACACACAAAAUGCAAGUAUGUGAACUAAAGACACACACAUACACACCAUACACUCCGGAACCCGCUUUUACUUGUUACAACUCAACAUAAACUGAAAAAUACGCUCUCAAAGCCCUUUCAAAUUCUCUAAACCUUGUCUCCAUUCAGUCAGUUAAUAAAUAACAAAUGCGUAAAUAAUUAAUUGAAAUUUCUCUAAAGUGACACUAUACCUGCUGCCAUUUUAUCACACUGAGACACCACACUGCACAGAAUUCCACAGUGUAAUUUCAACGUGAACACAAUUACAAAAUGCAUUGAGAAUGAGGGAUAGUAUAAGUCCUUUGCCUAUCUUUGAGACUGCUUCAUUAAACACAGAUUUGAUCAGAUUCCUGUAAUCUUUUCUCAGAAAAUCUUAGCUCUUCUGCUGCUUAAACAAAUAUGCUUCCAGUUCUUUGCUACCAAAGGCAAUCUACCUGCCAAUGAAUUAUUAUUGUUCACA
This is a messenger RNA of Chanos chanos (milkfish), 2140 nucleotides long. It is a transcript of the gene lad1, whose product is annotated as ladinin. Gene Ontology annotation, molecular function: structural molecule activity. The coding region runs from base 15 to 1379 and encodes 454 amino acids. The record is from RefSeq and is a predicted model, not a curated record. The transcript has 14 exons. NCBI's taxonomy places the organism in Eukaryota, Metazoa, Chordata, Actinopteri, Gonorynchiformes, Chanidae.